AUGGGUACCUUUAUUGGCCAUGUAUUGCCUGGUGCUGGAUUCUUUCUUAUUGGCCUCUGGCAUCUUUCCAAUACGUUAACAAAUUAUGCCCGAUCUACAGGUGAAUUCCACACCAGACCCUGGUUUCCUGCUAAAUUUAGAGGCAGAAUAUUAAAGCAUUUGGAACUUCUCUCUAUUUUAGCGGGGUCCUGCCUUUCAAUUUCCGCAGAGCUUUUCAUCGGGCCAAAGCGACAUCAGCCUUUGGCAGAUGACUGGACUAUUCCUCCCGAGCACCUCAACAAUUUCGAGCACUCUUCUAUUUCCUUAUUUUUCCUCACCUAUGCCGCCGUGGCAAUCUACGUGGACAGGCAUGAGAUCCACGUGCCACACGGGAUGCUCCACGUCAUUGCCGCGCUGGCGUUCAGCCAGGAGUUGUUGCUGUUCCAUCUGCACUCCGCUGAUCACAUGGGGGCUGAGGGACAAUACCACUGGCUGCUACAGCUCAUAGUACUAGUUAGCCUGACCUCCACUAUUUUAGAGGUACCUUUUCCCAAGAGCUUUUUGGUGGCCAUGGUGAGGUCAAUGUCUAUAUUAUUUCAGGGAUUAUGGUUUGUACACAUGGGAUUCAUGCUCUGGAUUCCUGCGUUUAUUCCAAAAGGGUGUAAAAUGAAUGCAGAGCACGGUCACAUGGUGGUGAAGUGCGAUGAGCAGGGGGCUAACAUGAGGGCUAAGGCUCUGGCCAAUCUGCAGUUCAACUGGUACUUGGCCUCCCUAAUUAUCUUCACUGUAAUCCUGUAUGUUAAAAUGAUGAAACAUUAUGGCGGCGAAAAAUUGGUGUUGUAUAGAAGUGUGGUGAGCAGCAGUGAUGAUAAAGAGAGGUGGUCAACGGAUGAUUCACAGAGCUCCAUGGAUAUGGAGAGUAUGCAGCCCCUCAGUCUAGAAAGAUAGAUACACAAAUUUGUUUUCAACUGGGUUUCUCCUAAUUCUCUGAACUACAACUUGAGCAUGAAUGUAUAAUAUAUAUACAGGAAGUUAUCCUGCUGUUCUA
Messenger RNA from Cryptomeria japonica (Japanese cedar), 1027 nucleotides. RefSeq lists its product as uncharacterized. The transcript has a single exon. The coding region runs from base 1 to 927 and encodes 308 amino acids. The record is from RefSeq and is a predicted model, not a curated record. NCBI's taxonomy places the organism in Eukaryota, Viridiplantae, Streptophyta, Pinopsida, Cupressales, Cupressaceae.